AUGCAGGGCUUCCAGCGAGGCCACAAGCAGGCCGACAGCUACGGCGGGCCCGGCUCGGCAUGGGCUCUCCCGCCCUUGUCCCCCGUCGAGACGCUCGCCCUCCAGGCCGGCUUUGUCGCCCAGGGCGCGACAGACGCCAUGCGCUUGACCGUCGCAGGCCACCACUUGACCAACGACAAGGUCGUCCAGGCCAACGUCGUCAAGUCGAGCGUGUGCCAGGGCAUCGUCCUCGUGUCGGCCCUCGUCAUCAAGCCCAUCCUCCGCCGCCUGGUGGGGCUGCGUUCGUCCGACCCCGUCACGGCCAGCGUCGUCUUCUUUGCGUUCCACCUUCUGUGGCUCUACCCUGUCGCCGCCGCUGCAACCUACUUCUCGGGCCUGCUCCGCCCGGCCGCCGAGACCGACAAGCGCCGCGCCUCGAACAGCAACGACAACCGCGGCCAGGUCGCCAAGCUCGUCGCCGAGAGCUACCGCACGCUCGUCACGGUCAACUACUUCCUCUUCUUCUACGCCCUGCGCCUCAUCCCGUUCCUCGGCGCACCCCUCUCGUUCCUGUAUGCGUCGGUCGUCGAUGCCUACUACUGCUUCGAGGCUCACUGGGUCAAGAACGGCUGGCCGUUCGGCGACCGCGUGCGGCACAUCGAGCAGCGGUGGGCCUACGCGCUCGGGUUCGGCCUCCCCAUCACGCUCGCGUCGUGGUGGUCCUCGGACCCGGUCGUCAACCUCGCCCUCUUUGCCCUCCUGUACCCACUCUUCAGCCUCACGUCGACGUCGGCCAUCCCGCAGCCGCUCGACCCGUCCCUGCCCGGCGCAGGCGGCGGCGGGUCCGGCUCGGCGGCGUCGAGCUUCCUCCGCAGCGCGUCCGGGUUCGGCCACGGCUCGUUCUCGAUCGCGGCGGCCGAGGGCGGCGAGGAGCACCGCGGGCGCAAGGGCGCCGCAGGGAUCCCGACCCGCAUCCGCGUCCUCGUCGUCGCCGAGCUCGCCUACUCGGCGCUCGCGGCCGCGUUCGGGCUCGGCGGUGCGGGAGGCGCAGGAGGAGGUGCCGGCGGCGGGGGGAGGAAGAAGGACGCGGCGAUGGGGCACGGACACGGCGCGAGCCCGGCGAGGAUGGCCAUGGCGCAGCGCGUCAACUCGUUCGACCCCAACUACGGCGCGCCGCAGACCGCCAACGGUGGCGGCGGCUCGGCGUACGCCGGGAGCGCGUACGGCUCGCCCGUGCGCGCGAGGCCCGGCGCCGCCGAGCGCUACUCGAUGGAGAGCGACCCGUACGCGACCCAGGCCCCCUACGCCGGUGGCCCGGGCGGCGGCGUCGGUGCGGCGCACGCGACGCCCCCUCGGCGCGGGUACGCGAGCGAGUACGCCUCGCCGGCGGCGACGCCCGCGAGCGCGUACGGCGGCGGCGUCGGCGUCGGCGCGGGAGCGUACGCUCCGCCGCCGCCGCAGCAGCCGGCGUUCGUGCAGCAGCCUGGUGGCGGCGGUGGUGGUGGAGGAGGAGGAGGCGGGUACGGCGCCGACAAGACGCUCGACUCGUUCAUCCGCCAGGCGGGCAUGCGGGGCAAGAACAAGGGCGACUGA
Rhodotorula graminis WP1 is the source of this 1572-nucleotide messenger RNA. RefSeq lists its product as uncharacterized. Gene Ontology annotation, biological process: macroautophagy. The transcript is spliced from 5 exons. NCBI's taxonomy places the organism in Eukaryota, Fungi, Basidiomycota, Microbotryomycetes, Sporidiobolales, Sporidiobolaceae. The record is from RefSeq and is a predicted model, not a curated record. Gene Ontology annotation, cellular component: endoplasmic reticulum. Bases 1 to 1572 code for a protein of 523 amino acids.